Molecule: messenger RNA, 6084 nt
Organism: Ogataea polymorpha
Lineage: Eukaryota; Fungi; Ascomycota; Pichiomycetes; Pichiales; Pichiaceae
Exons: 1
Coding region: 1-2343 (780 amino acids)
Biological process (GO): proteasome-mediated ubiquitin-dependent protein catabolic process
Cellular component (GO): GID complex
Source: RefSeq, a predicted model, not a curated record
AUGUCCCUGCUAGCGUUCCAAUCUCUCUCCGCAGACGACAAAAUUAAGGAGAUCGACUCAAUCAAGCUUGCCGUGCUGGGCAAUGACAGAGAAAAGACCAAGCUGCAGGACAGUUUCGGGGUCCUGGGCGAGAUCCUGCUGACCGAGUCGAACAAGACGCUUCUGCAAAACACAGCAAUCAUUGUCCAGUCGUUCAGCUAUCUGCGCACCAACGUCGAGUUCCUGCUGCGGUUCAACAUCUUUGAGGUGCUCGUCAAGAGCACCAUUCGCUGUCCGGCAGUGCUGGCAGAGAUCAACUUCCGCACGCUUAUCGACCUCCUCUCCACAAAUUCGCUGUCGGAAAAGUAUCAGGACGAUCGGGAAUACGCGCAAUUUGUGGCCGUCUUGGUGGAUAUCCUGCGCGACCCGGCUGCGUCGCCGGCCCUGCUUUUCAACACGUACCUUCUGAUUCCAUUUCUGCGCCGCACAGAGCUGCUGUGGCAGCUGUACCGGCCACUAAUGAGACGGCUGGCCCGGGUCGUUUCGCCGGUCUUCCAGCAGACAUUACAGCUGAACUGCGCCACAGACGACGUCUCGGUGCUCAGGCGGUUUCCCGAAUCCGUCGAGCUGCCACGCAUGCUGCCGGAACACGCGUUUGAGGCGCUGACAAACGACCUGAGUCCGCCGCUUUACGCUCUCGCACACCUUUUGGCCGUGAUCGACCGCGCAGACCUGAGCUUGCCGCUGCCGCUGUAUUUUGUGCUCACGACGUUCCUCGGCUCGUACGACCUGAAUGUCAAGCUCAGCAGCGUCAAUGUGCUGGUGCAGUACACAAAAAAGCAUAUACGCAACCCAAAGGAGAAAACAGCGAGUCACGCGCGGCUGAUCGACGCGCUCGUUAAUCUGAUCAGCCGCACCAAGGAUUCCCACGGCCCGGAGUACACGCUCAGCUCGAACUACAAGAUCCCGCGUACAAUGUCGCCUCUGUACCUGUUGUCGCAGAUUGCCGAAGAGGACCCGGCCAACAGCGAUUCGCUGGUGGAAGUGGACUUUGUCGACACGAUUGCGUCGAUUGUCACGGCAAAUUACAGCUCCGACCGCACAUUUCUGGACGAAGACACAUUGUACAAAAUCUCCGAUUCGCUGCUGAUUUUGAGCUGCAUUGCCGGACUGCGCGAGGACUACCGCGAGCUGGUGAUCCGGUACGACGUGGCUCCUGUGAUUGUGGACUCGAUCACGCGGCACGCGAAAAUUUACCGCGAGCUGGACAGUCGCACGCCCUCGCCAGCCGAUGUGGGCGUGCUCAAGUUGUCAAACCGCAUUACGCUAUCGAGCUGCUACCUGUUGCGGUCGCUGUCGCGGUCGGCCAGUUUGCUGCGCACGUACUUGGUGGAACUGAAGCUUGUGCGCAAGCUGGUGGACUUGCUGCACAUCCCAGACGACAUCAUCGAAAACUGUCCGGAUGAGCUGCGCCUGGACGAAAUUCGGCUCAAGUCGGUGGUGCUGGGCAUCGUGUCGAACUCGAUCGUGGAGUUUUCUGCCGUGAAGCACGAACUCGCGUCCAACGAGCUUGCGAUGCUGCUGCAUCGGUUUAUCUACGAGUCGCGCUACGACUCUCUGCGCAUGAACUCGCUCUGGGUAAUCAAGAACUCGCUGUUUGGCGGCAACCGGGAGUCGAAGGAGAACUUCCAGACGACAGUCAGCCUGGACAAAAUCUUUGAGUUGUGCGGCGACCCGAACGAGCGGAUCCAAGAGCACUCGUUCGACAUUCUGCGAAACCUGGCCGUGGGCCAUUUCAACUACGCAAAUAAGAUUAUAGCCGACUUUGCUGGGUCUCCGCUUGCCAGACGCGCGGGCCAGUCCUCAUUUCUGGACUUUCUGUGCUCACAUCUCGAGAAAACGUCCAAUCCAGACGUCAUCGUGGCCAUUGUCUACGUGGUGGUGCAUCUUGCCGCGUCCAACGAGAAUAACCGCGCGUUGAUCAUGUGCAACCAGGGGCUGCUAAAGAAACUCGUCGAGUUCUUGGAGUACUCAGAACGUGUGCCUGACGACGAGGACCACUGGAAAAUCCGGCUGAGCGUGGUGUGGGCAGUACUCAACUUGAGCUGGCGCGAGGAAACCACAGGGUCCGACCUAGACAACGACGAGGACGAUAGCGGUGAGGACAUGGACGUCGACGCGGGCGAUGGAUCCGACUUCCGCCGGUUCCUGAGCCCGAAGAACCGCGCGCUGCGGCUGAUCGAGCUUGGAUUCUACGACGCGAUCCGUACUUUGAACAACCACUGCACCAUUUCUGACUUCAAGGAGCGCGCACGGAUGGCCAUCUUCAAUCUGGUGCUGUACGAGAACAAGAACAAGAGCUGAGUUUCGGACCUGUGUCGGACCUGUUUCAGGUCUAUCUAUAGCAGUUGCUGCGAGAUUUGGCCGUUUUCGACGCAGUGUGCCUGGUUGCAAAUUUCCUUUGAGGUCCAAAUUAGGAACUGCCGGAUCUGGAGCUAAAAAAAAAAUUGCGGCCGGGCUCCCAAAUUAGGGCCUCAAAGGACGAGUUCUGAAUAAUUCACACGUCUCAUAUUUCGAAACAGGACUGGUAGACCGGGAUAUAUAAAGAUGGGUGUCCAGAUGACGGAUAACAAACCAUGAAAAUCCAGUUUUUGCUCAUCACACUCCUCGCCACGGCUCUGGCAGAGGAGUACACCACGCUCACUUCGAAAUACUGCUACGCCGGCGGUCUUGUUUGCAAAACCACCGUCGACUACGGCUUUGUCACCACAGUCACAGCCAACCGCGCGACUGUGACCACGUACGUCCCGGUCAGCUACGUUCCAACGCUGGUCACCGUGGAUGGUAAGGAGACUUGGCAGCAGGUGAGCUACUCAACGUCUGUCAACGACUAUGGCCAAUCAACAGUCGUAGUCACCUAUUGCGACAUCUCCUCGCACCUGACUAGCAGAGUCACCUCCCUUGUGUCCUGCAACGUGCCAUACACACAGACCGAGGAUAUCACCCUCACGACGACCGGAGUGAACGGGCACGUGAGCACUGUCACGGGGGCCACCACCUACAUCACCUCGAGAGCCUGUCCAACCACAUUGGCGUGCGAGACUUGUAAGACGUCGUCGUCUUCUUCCUCUUCUUCGUCAAGCACACCCCCUGUUUCCAGCACCUCAACCUCUUCCGUUUCGACUUCCUCCACUUCCUCGCCAUCAUCGUCGUCUUCCUCAUCCACUCCGGUCUCCUACCCCUCUUCCACCUCUACUACAAGCUCAAGCUCGUCCUCCUUAUCCCUGUCAUCCACGUCGUGGACUCCGUCCACAACGUCUUCAUCCUCUUCCGUCUCAUCCUCCACAACCACCACUAGUUCCACGUCGUCUUCAUCCACGUCAUCAAGCACCAUCUCCAGCUCCACCAGUUUCUCCUCGUGGACGCCCACCAAGUCGAGCUCCACGAGCUCCAUCUCAAGCUCUAUCUCUUCCUCGUCCACCCUUCUCUCCACAUCCCGGUACAGCUGCAACCAACCGUAUGUUGCCACCGUCACCGUCACCGCUGGCGGAUCCAUCUCUGUGUCCAUGUACACCACGUCGUCCGCCUGCGUAACUACCACGGAGUCCAGCACCGUCACAACAUGCACAGACUGCAACAAAGACGUCUCCGUGAGCUCUCAAGCCACACCAGUCCAGUACAGCAGUACGUGGGUGACCAAAGUGUCUGCUUCCACGACGACCGCAACGGUUUGUACCGAGUGCAAGCUUAGCGACACGGUGGUGGAGACAACAGUGACAAACGAAACGACUACGUAUGUGACUACCUGUCCAGAGUCCAGCGAGACCACACAGCCGCCGCCGACGAGCUCGUCUCCUGCCACUUCCACAGCGACAGUCCCAGUCACCUCGAGCUCCUCGUUGGCAGAAACAAGCGAGACGGCAAGCUCGUCUGACAUUCUAGCAUCUCCAGAAUUACCCUCGGAAACGCCUACGUCAGUGUCGUCGUCUACACAGACUCCAGCACCGGCCACAAGCACAAGCUUUGAAACUGCUUCGUCUGGAGUCUACUCUACACCUCACACCAAGAUAUCGAUUACAGUGGUGAAGACUUGCACGGAGGAAAAGUGCCUGCCGCAAACGACGGGCAGCUCUGUGGCUCAGUCAGGGUCGACGCUUGCUUCAACGCUCCGCACGUCCAGCGCCGCUGUUUCUUCGAUCCAGCCGCUCUCGUUCUUCCAAGGCGCGGCAGCGUCUGUCUCGAUCUCGUAUUUCUCGUUCUUUUUGCUUCUCGUCCCAUUCAUAUAGUUAUACAGUGCAAAAUAAUCACUCACUUUCUAUCUCCAUCACCGCUUCGUCGUCAUCGCUCGAGUCCUCCCCUUGUUUCAAGUCCUCGGCGAUCAUGUCCAGGUCUCUCUUGUUGUCCUCGCCGAUGAAUUUGAGGUUUCUGCUGGGCUUGUUGAUCGGAGUCUGGAACGCAGAUCUCUGCGGCAGCGGCUCGUCCAGCAGCUGUUUGUUGUUGAUGUGCAAAUUGCUUUCGAGCGCCUUGUUGAGCAGAUCCAGCGCGAUCGGGUCGUUGGGUUGGAUCGACAGCGCCACGUGCAGCGUCUCGAUCGCCUUCGAAAUCUUGCCCAUCUUGAGAUAAAGUAGCCCGAUCGCAGAAUAUAUGUUAACAUCCUUUCGCGAAAUACGCAAAACCUUGUUGAAAUGGCUGAGCGAUUUAUCCAGCAUGUUGAGCCGUCUGUACACGUGACCCAGGUUGCAGUGGAUCGACGACCAUGCCUUGGCGUUUGAGUCCAGCGUACUGGCAGCGGUGAGUGCUUUUUGGAAGAAACUCUCGGCCUUGGCCAGCUGCACGCGCCGGUAGUGCAACACGCCAAGCUCGUUGAGCAGUAACGGGUCGUUUGGGCAGAUCGAGUACGCCGACAUGAGGUAUUCUUGCGACAGCGUAAGGUUGUUCAUCUGCAAAUAUUGCAUGCCCAGAAACAGGUUAGGAAGAUGGAUACCGGGGAACAGUCGCGACGCGGUGGCAUAGGCACUAAUCGCCUGUUCGUGCUCUCCCUCUGCAGCAAACGUGUGUGAAAAGCCGAUCCACGCAGGACCAAAGUUAGGGUUGAUCAUUGAGGCUUUAGAAAAAAAGACUCGGGCCUCGUUGGUCUUCUUGAUUGAAAAAUAGUAGAUACCAAUGGCCAGCCAUGUGAUAUGGUGAUUAGGGUAGUUUUCUGCCAGCUUGUGAGCCAUCAAGAACAGUCUGUUUUUCCCUCCAAGCUCAUGAAGACAGCUGAGAUAGUUAGGGAGCACAGAGAGGUUCAACUCGUCGUGUUUGAUGAUCUGCUCGCACAGGUCGAGACACUGCUGGAACUUGCACUGAAUGAAAAGCAGGUCAGCACGGCUUAGCAGAACGUCCAGAUUCUCGCCCAGACUGUACUCCUCCUUGAGCCGCUGCUCAGCCUCCUCGAAUGUGGCCACGUUCUUGUACUUGUUGAGUCGCGUCGUGUACAGCAACUUCACGAGCUCGUUGUUGUUGUCAGCAUCGUCGAAGUUCAGCUCGCUCAGCAGCUCCCACUCCUCGUCGGGCGACAUCAGGUGGUUGCUUAUGAGCUCGUUGAACGCCUCAAAACACUUCACAUCCACCAACACCGCCUCUUUGUAGCAUUCUUUGGCCCUAUCGAAAUUAUUCUGCUUGCUGUACGCGAGCCCGCGCAAAUAGCACAUCGACGCCUCUAGCUUCACGCCGCCGUCCGGAUUUUUCACCGAGUGGUCUGUCUUGAAUGGAUUGACCUCGCCAAUGACGUCCAGCGCCUCGUCGUACUUCUCGAGCUUGACCAGACACAGGCCCGCUAAGUAUCUGCAGCUCACCGACUCCUCAAAGUGUGGGCCUGACAGCAAAUUGCGCGCGAUCUGGUAGUUUCCAUUCGCAAAAUGCACCUGCGCGAGCCAGAAGGCGUCAUUUGGAUCGCCAGUCAACGACAGAACUUUGUCUCCGAUGUAAAUCGCUGUGUUGUAGUGGUGCUGCAUCAGCGCAUCGUGGCGCCACAGCCGCAGCUUGUCUGCCUGUGUGAGCGGCGUCUCCUCGUCGUCCUCCUUGCUAGUCAGCGUGCUGAGCUUGCUGUUGACUGACUUGGAC